AUGAGACUUAUCAGAAGCAUUUACUUGUUUUGUACCAUUGUGGUAUCAGUGGAGGGCUGGGCCCCAAAGCUGCCAGAGGAAAGAGAAUUGACAACCAACCUCAGCAACUUGUCUCUGAGAAAGGUUCCCGCAGACUUAGCCCCAGCCUCAACCACAGUAGAUUUAUCCUACAACCUCCUUUCCGAACUCCAGAAUUCAGAUUUUCGUUCUGUCUCCAAACUGAAAAUUUUGAUUCUGUGCCAUAAUAGUCUCCAGCAACUGGAUAUCAAGAGCUUUGAGUUCAACAAAGAGUUACAAUAUUUAGAUGUGUCUCACAACAGACUGAAGGUCGUAACCUGGUAUCCAUUGGCCAGUCUCAAACAUGUAGAUCUCUCCUUUAAUCGUUUUGACACCAUGCCCAUCAGCGAGGAGAUUGGCCACAUGUCACAGCUGGAAACCCUGGGGCUGAGUGGGGCAAAAAUCCAAAAAUCAGAUUUCCAGAAAAUUUCUCACCUGCAUUUCAAUACUGUCAUCUUAGGACUGAGAACCCUUUCCCAUUAUGAAGAAGGCAGCCUGCCCAUCUUAAACACAACAAAACUUCACAUUGUUCUACCAGUGAAUGUCAAUUUUUGGGCACUCUUGUGUGAUGGACUUAAGACUUCAAAAAUACUAGAAAUGACAAAUAUAGAUGGCAAAAGCCAAUUUGUAAGUCAUGAAACUCGACACAAUCUCAUUUUGGAGAAUGCCAAGACAUCCAUUCUGUUAUUUAAUAAAGUUGAUUUGCUCUGGGAUGAACUUCUCCUUGUAUUCCAGUUUGUUUGGCAUACUUCAGUGGAAUACUUCCAAAUCAAAAAUCUGACUUUCGGAGGUAUUGUUUAUCUUGACCACAAAUCCUUUAACUACACAAGCACUGUGAUGAGAACUGUAAAAUUGGAGCAUGUUCGUUUCAGAAUUUUUAAUAUCCCACAGGAUAGAAUCUACUUGCUUUUCACCAAAAUGGACAUAGAAAACCUGACAAUAUCAGAUGCCCAAAUGCCACACAUGCUGUUCCCUAAUUCUCCUACGAGGUUCCAGUAUUUAAAUUUUGCCAAUAACAUCUUAACGGAUGACCUGCUUAAAAAACCUGCCCAACUGCCUGAUCUGAAAACUCUCAUUCUGAAGGGAAAUAAACUGGAGACGCUUUCGUUGGCGAGUUGCUUUGUUAGCCUCACACCUGUGAUGCACUUGGAUCUGAGCCAAAAUCUAUUACAACAUCAAAACGAUGACAAUUGCUCAUGGCCGGACACCUUGCUUACCAUGAAUCUGUCAACCAAUAAAUUGGCUGGCUCUGUUUUCAGGUGCUUGCCCAGAAGUAUUCAAACACUUGAUCUGAAUAAUAACAAAAUUCAAACUAUCCCUAAGGAGAUUAUCCACCUGACGUCCUUACGAGAGUUAAACAUCGCAUUGAAUUUUCUAACUGAUCUCCCUGGAUGCAGUCAUUUCAGAAAACUCUCAAUGCUGAACGUUGAAAUGAACUUCAUUCUCAGCCCCUCUCUGAACUUUUUGCAGAGCUGCCAGGAAGUUCGGACUCUAAAUGUGGGGAAAAAUCCAUUCCGGUGUACUUGUGACUUAAGAGAUUUCAUUCAGCUUGGGAAAUACUCAGAGGGCAUGCUGCUUGGGUGGUCCGACUCCUACCUCUGUGAAUACCCUUUGAAUCUAAAGGGCACUCGGCUAAAGGAUGUUUACCUUCCCGAAUUAUCUUGCAACAUGGCUCUGUUAAUUGUCACCAUUGUGGCUGUUGUGCUAGUUCUGGGGAUGGCUGUGGCCUUUAGCUGCCUCUGCCUGGACCUGCCUUGGUAUCUCAGGAUGCUAGGUCAAUGGAUACAAACACGUUUCAGGGUUGGGGAAGCAACCCAAGAACAACUCAAGAGAAACGUCCAGUUCCAUGCCUUCAUUGCAUAUAGUGAACGUGAUUCUCUCUGGGUAAAGAAUGCAUUGAUCCCUAGUCUAGAGAAAGAAGAUGGUUCUGUCUUGAUUUGCAUUUACGAGAGAAACUUCGACCCUGGCAAGAGCAUGGCUGAAAAUAUUAUCAACUGCAUUGAGAAAAGCUACAAAUCCAUCUUUAUUUUGUCUCCUGACUUUGUGCAGAGUGAGUGGUGCCAUUACGAAGGAAUUGCCCACCAUGAUCUCUUCCAUGAAAAUUCUGAUCAUAUAAUUUUUAUCUUACUGGAACCUGUCCCAUUCUAUUGCAUUCCCGCUAGGUAUCAGAAGCUGAAAGAUCUCAUGGAAAGGAAAGCACUCUUGGAAUGGCCCAAGAGUAGGCAUAAGUGUAGGCUUGUUUUGGCAAACCUUCGAGCUGCUAUUGAUGUGAAUUUAUCAGAUAACAGACAAGCAUGUGAGCUACAGACAUUCACAGGACUGGACGAACAGACCCGAGGUUCUGCAAGCUCUCUAGUAAGAACCGACUGCCUAUAA
Lepus europaeus (European hare) is the source of this 2433-nucleotide messenger RNA. It is a transcript of the gene TLR10, whose product is annotated as toll like receptor 10. Gene Ontology annotation, molecular function: Toll-like receptor 2 binding; lipopeptide binding; transmembrane signaling receptor activity. Gene Ontology annotation, biological process: immune response; cellular response to bacterial lipopeptide; toll-like receptor signaling pathway. The record is from RefSeq and is a predicted model, not a curated record. Gene Ontology annotation, cellular component: membrane. The coding region runs from base 1 to 2433 and encodes 810 amino acids. Lineage: Eukaryota; Metazoa; Chordata; Mammalia; Lagomorpha; Leporidae. The transcript has a single exon.